AUGAUCGGCGUUCCAUUGGGACAACUGCUAGCGCCACCUGUCGGCGGCGCGCUCUUUGCCCGCUGGGGCUACCGCGCACCUUUCAUUUUCACUAUCCUCUUUACCGUCCUCGACCUCCCGCACGUCUGCUUGUCCACGAGAACCCAAUCCCAACUGCUCGACCACUACUACAUCGAACUCACUUUCCUCGGAAUACCGCCUGAGUCUUGCAAAUCUGCCGAGAAGCACGACGUCGGAGGUGCCGGUAGAGAGGAAGAGACGAGCAAGGAACUGUCUCUGCUGCAGGUCAUUUGUGUAUUCAGCACAUUCUUCCCCUCGCUUGCGUUCGCAGCCCUAGACGUGACGCUGCCGCUCCGUGUACAGGCGCUAUGGAACCUCAACUCGACGAAGGUUGGCCUAGUAUACCUCGCGUCGCUCGUCCCCCUCUUUUUAGCGAUAGAGUCGGUCCUGCUGGGUGGCGACGGUUCUGUUCGUAUGUGGAUCCCUUGGUUCGGGCUGCUCACGCUCGACUUUUCCCUCGCUUUCUUUAUUGUUGCCUUUGCUGUGGAGAAUUUCUUCAUUGCGGCAACGGCUGCGCCUCUCACCACAGAACUCGCUGCGGUCACGCGUAGCAUGGAUGGCGUGGGCUACGCGCAUACUUACGGAACGCUCAACAUCGUGUUUGGCCUGGCCAACGCGGGCAAGUAA
This is a messenger RNA of Fomitopsis serialis, 687 nucleotides long. RefSeq lists its product as uncharacterized. Bases 1 to 687 code for a protein of 228 amino acids. Gene Ontology annotation, molecular function: transmembrane transporter activity. The record is from RefSeq and is a predicted model, not a curated record. NCBI's taxonomy places the organism in Eukaryota, Fungi, Basidiomycota, Agaricomycetes, Polyporales, Fomitopsidaceae. The transcript is spliced from 9 exons.